Zasmidium cellare ATCC 36951 is the source of this 1773-nucleotide messenger RNA. RefSeq lists its product as uncharacterized. The coding region runs from base 1 to 1773 and encodes 590 amino acids. Gene Ontology annotation, biological process: transmembrane transport. Lineage: Eukaryota; Fungi; Ascomycota; Dothideomycetes; Mycosphaerellales; Mycosphaerellaceae. The transcript has 6 exons. The record is from RefSeq and is a predicted model, not a curated record. Gene Ontology annotation, molecular function: transmembrane transporter activity.
AUGGCUACGAAAUUCGAUACGCCAGCCUCGGACCCUGUCUUGACUAAGGGCAUCGAGGACGGGGAGCCCAAUGGCAGCAACAGCCUGGAGAAACAGCCCGACGCAAGCGCUGGCACGCCGACUAAAGAGGUGUUCGACGACGGGGCAGAGCCAGUCGUCACCCUCAAGACUUGGAUAGUCUGUACCAUUCUCUCGAUCGGAUAUGGUCUCUCCUUCUGGGCUGUCCCUGUCGUCUCAGCCAUCGGCACAUCAGUCUCUGCUGAUCUGGGGGACCCCACGGCAUACAACUGGUACGUUCCCGCCUGGACCAUCGCCAUCACCGUCUCCUUCACCUGGUUCGGCCCGCUCACGGACACGCUCGGUCGACGAUGGUUCUUGGUGGGCGGCAACUUGGUCACUUUCAUCGGACACUUGAUUGUGGCGAGCGCGAAAUACAACACAUCGAAUGGAGCCUCGCAGAUCACGGCUGGACUGGCUAUUAUUGGCUUUGGAGGUGCCAAUUGCCAGAUGGCCGCGUUCAGUUUGCCGGAGCUUUUGCCCAAUAAGUGGAGGCAUAUUGGUGUCGUCUUCGCGGAUCUGGUCGUGUACGUCACUGUGAUUGUUGCGCCUGUGACCGCUCGAUUUGGAUAUCAGUACGGCAACUGGGAGUGGAACUUCUGGGGACUUGCCAUUUUCCAGUUUCUGUCUUUCCUCGGUCUGCUCCUGCUUUACUUCCCACCAGCUCACCCUGCUGGUGAACCACUGAACCAAGUGAUCAAGCACAUCGACUAUGUUGGAGCCUUCUUGUUCGGCGCCGGAGCCGUUCUGGCUCUCAUGGGCAUCGUCUGGGCCGGAAUGUACGAUUCAAGCGAUCCCCAUGUUGUCGCUACUCUCGUCGUUGGAUUUGUCCUGAUCGCCACUUUCGCUCUGUGGGAGCACUUUGGCAAGCUGAAGUACCCUCUGGCACCUACGCACAUCUUCACCUCCUCGAAGGGACGCGACUUCACUGCACCAGCUAUUGCACUUGGUGUUGUCAACAUGUUCUACUAUUCCAGCAGCAUCCUCUGGCCAACCAUGAUCACGAAGUUCUACACCAACGGAGGCACCGAAUGGAGGGAGGCGGUCAUACUUUCCCUGCCACAGGGCUUUGCUAUCCUCACUGGUGCGCUUGGUCUGACGUUCUUUGGAAGCAAAAUCAAGAACUGGCAAUGGCAGUUGACGGCAUCUUCCUUCAUCAUGGUUCUCUUCGGUUCGCUGCUCGGCAUGGUCACUCCGACCAACAAGGGCACGAUGAUCGCCUUCUUGUUCCUUUCGCAAGCUGGUUUCGGAUGGGGCUUGUAUUUGGCUAUUGCUGUAACUCAGAUGGGUGUCGAGCAUAAGGAUCUCGGCAUUGCUGGAGGUAUAUCUGGCACUUUCCGUUAUGCUGCUGGAGCAAUUGGCACAACCAUCUACAACACAGUCUUCAACAAGGAACUCACUUCAGCAACGACGAGCAAAGUCACUAAAGCCGUGCUCGAGGCCGGCCUGCCACAAAGUGACGUUGCUCAACUGCUCUCCGUCGUUAGCACGGCCGAUUUGGCCACAUACCCGGCAAACAUCGUCUCAGCUGCCAGCGCUGCGCUCAACGACGCUUACUGCCACGCCAUCUUUGUCGUUGCCAUGGUUUCAAUGGCAUUCGGAAUCAUUGGACUGAUCGCUUGUGCAUGCUGCAAGGACGUCGACCACAAGAUGAACAACCAGAUCGAAGUGUACCUCGAGAACGACCGUCUCGCGGAUCGAAACAAGUUCCACUAA